UAUAAAUAUGAGAUGUGCAGAAUGAGUUCCACAACUUAAAUCAAAGGAAGAAAAAUGACGACAUUUGCAGUUUUGGUUUCCGUCAUCAUCCUAUAUUCUGAAAUGGCUACAAGUCAGGACUUGACUAUGGUGUCAGCUAUAGUGUCCUAUGCCUUUGAAGCAAUUCAGGACUGUGCACAGGAAAAUAAAGUUUCUUUGAUGAAGAUAUCAACUUCAUUAAUUUUCUCCCGUACUGGUGCUGACAAGAACUCUAAAUGUGCUAUUGCGUGUGUGAUGGAAAGGUUCUAUUUGAUUAUGGGUGAUCAAGUUGAAACUGCUAUGUUGGCCGAAGUGAUAAAUAUGAUUCCUAUAGAAGCACUGAAGGUACCAGUGACACAGCUCGUCAAUACAUGUGGAAAGAAAGGUAAAGGACCAGACAAGUGUGAAAAUGCCAGUACUUUCAUAUUUUGCCUCAAACAAAAUGGAAUGACCACUGCUACUAAAGCACUCUUCCGAGGUUAAGAUACAAUUGAACUACAGUUGCAUUAAUUGUCAUCAAUUUUGUGAAAUAUUUGCAUUUUCUACUUUACCUAUUGCUAAGAGUAUUACAAAAAGAAGUUGCCAAAGACUAUUUUAAUUGUCACAUCUUCUUGUCAGUAAUAAAUCUAUUGCAUUUAAUGACAGAAAUAUUUUACUUUGGAUAGAUAUUAGACCAGUGACGUUCAGAAUGUUUUCGUGUUAUCGGAACUACUAAUUUUAUUUUCCACACAAGUUGCUACGCCCAUUGAAAAUACUGUUAGACUGGCAAACCAGACUUCAUUCUUUACCUGAAUUAGGAUAUUUCUGGUUAGAUAGCAUUUUUACAUACAACAACUAAACUUAGAACAUCAAUAUAUAACAUUUUUGUACAUUAUUGUUGCAUAAUUAAAUUGUGUUCUGUAAUUAAAUUUGAUUUCUUUUCACUUUGAGUGUUUAUUUCAUUGAAAGGUAUGAUUAAUUUUUUGUAUGAAGUACACAGAAACUGUGAGUGAUAGUUGAGGUUAUCACAAUAUAUGAAAAGAAUACAGUAACAUUUGAAACAAA
Zootermopsis nevadensis is the source of this 1062-nucleotide messenger RNA. RefSeq lists its product as uncharacterized. The record is from RefSeq and is a predicted model, not a curated record. NCBI's taxonomy places the organism in Eukaryota, Metazoa, Arthropoda, Insecta, Blattodea, Termopsidae. Gene Ontology annotation, molecular function: odorant binding.